UCUGUCUCCAAUCAGCUCCACCACAGGAGGACUAUUCUGACUCCCCAAAUCACUGCAUUUUGGGUGAAAAAUGGGGCUUGUGACAGGGAAUGAUGAGUAUAAACUGGCGGCGACUUCAGAAGAUGGAGUUAAAACACCUAAAAAAGGGAAAAAGAACAAAAAGGACAUGGAUGAACUGAAGAAAGAAGUGGAAAUGGAUGAUCACAAACUGACAUUGGAAGAGCUUAGCAGAAAAUAUGGCACUGAUCUGACCAAGGGUUUGUCCAUUCCCCGAGCAAAGGAAAUUUUAGCACGUGAUGGACCAAAUGCCCUGACUCCACCUGUUACGACCCCAGAAUGGGUGAAGUUUUGCAGGCAGCUCUUUGGUGGAUUUCAGACUCUGCUGUGGAUUGGUGCAUUGCUCUGCUUCUUUGCAUUUUCAAUCCAGGCUGCCUCAGAAGAAGAGCCGGCGAAUGACAAUCUUUACCUGGGACUUGUGCUUGCUUUUGUUGUCACAGUCAAUGGAUGCUUCUCAUACUAUCAAGAGGCAAAGAGCUCUAGAAUCAUGGAUUCUUUCAGGAAUCUUGUUCCUCAGAAAGCCCUGGUUGUGCGUGAUGGAGAGAAAAAUAUAAUUGAUGCAGAAGACGUAGUUGUGGGUGAUCUUGUAGAGGUCAAAGGUGGAGACAGAAUACCAGCUGAUAUUCGAAUUGUAUCUUCACAAGGAUGCAAGGUGGACAACUCUUCCCUGACUGGAGAAUCUGAGCCCCAAACUCGUGCUCCUGAAGUCUCUAGUGACAACCCACUGGAGACGAGAAACAUCGCAUUUUUUUCUACUAACUGUGUUGACGGUGCUGCCAGAGGGGUUGUCAUCAAUACCGGUGACCGUACAGUCAUGGGUCGCAUUGCAUCACUUGCCUCCAGCCUGGAAGGUGGACAAACACCAAUUGCUAGGGAGAUCGAGCACUUCAUCCACAUCAUCACUGGUGUAGCUGUUUUUUUGGGUCUGACCUUUUUAGUCCUGUCCCUGAUCCUUGGCUACAACUGGUUGGAGGGUGUCAUUUUUCUAAUAGGAAUCAUUGUCGCUAAUGUACCUGAAGGUCUCCCUGCCACUGUAACUGUGUGUCUGACUCUCACUGCCAAAAGAAUGGCAAAGAAGAACUGCCUGGUGAAGAAUCUUGAAGCUGUGGAGACUCUUGGCUCAACCACCACCAUUUGCUCUGACAAAACUGGAACUCUGACCCAGAACCGUAUGACUGUUGCUCACAUGUGGUUUGACAACCAUAUACAUAUAGCCGAUACCACAGAAAACCAGACUGGAGCCUCAUUUGACAGGAGCUCAGCUACAUGGUCUGCUCUUGCACGUGUUGCUGGCCUUUGCAAUCGUGCCGUCUUCCAGUCAAAUCAGAGCCACAUUCCAGUGCUAAAGAGGGACACAGCUGGUGAUGCCUCAGAGUCUGCACUGUUGAAGUGUAUUGAGUUGUGUUGUGGUUCAGUUGCUGAAAUGAGAGAAAAUUACACAAAGCUUGCAGAAAUCCCAUUCAACUCCACUAACAAGUAUCAGGUUUCAAUCCACAAGAAUCCUAAUUCCUCAGAACCAAAACACCUGCUGGUGAUGAAGGGAGCACCUGAGAGAAUCUUGGAGCGCUGCUCCACCAUUUUAAUUCAAGGAAAAGAGCAUCCUUUGGAUGAUGAAAAGAAAGAUGCUUUUCAAAAUGCUUAUUUAGAACUUGGAGGUCUUGGAGAAAGAGUCCUGGGCUUCUGCCACUUUGGCCUUCCUGAUGAUCAGUUUCCUGAGGGUUUUGUAUUUGAUACUGAAGAAAUGAACUUCCCCACUGAGAACCUGUGCUUUGUUGGCCUCAUGUCCAUGAUUGAUCCUCCUCGUGCUGCUGUACCAGAUGCUGUGGCCAAAUGCCGGAGUGCUGGAAUCAAGGUAAUCAUGGUUACUGGUGACCAUCCGAUUACAGCAAAGGCUAUUGCAAAAGGUGUCGGCAUCAUCUCAGAAGGCAAUGAAACAGUAGAUGACAUCGCUGCUCGGCUGAAAAUCCAUAUCGAUGAGGUGAAUCCAAGAGAUGCUAAGGCCUGUGUAAUCCAUGGAGGAGAACUGAAGAAUAUGACUGCUGAACAGCUGGAUGACGUCCUUCAACAUCAUACAGAAAUUGUGUUCGCCAGAACUUCUCCACAACAAAAGCUGAUCAUUGUGGAAGGUUGUCAGCGACAGGGUGCCAUUGUAGCUGUAACCGGUGAUGGUGUCAAUGAUUCUCCAGCUCUGAAGAAGGCUGACAUUGGUGUGGCUAUGGGUAUUGCUGGAUCUGAUGUAUCCAAACAGGCUGCUGACAUGAUCCUUCUGGACGACAACUUUGCCUCAAUUGUCACUGGAGUAGAAGAAGGCCGUCUGAUCUUUGACAACUUGAAAAAGUCCAUUGCCUACACACUGACUAGUAAGAUCCCUGAGAUGUCACCCUUCCUCAUGUUUGUCCUUGUUGGUAUUCCUCUACCUUUGGGCACCGUUACCAUUCUCUGCAUUGACCUGGGCACUGACAUGGUUCCUGCAAUCUCAUUGGCCUAUGAAACUGCUGAAAGUGACAUCAUGAAGAGACAACCCAGAAAUGCUGCAACCGAUAGGCUGGUGAAUGAGAGGCUAAUCAGUGUGAGCUAUGGUCAAAUUGGCAUGAUACAAGCAGUUGGUGGAUUCUUUACAUACUUUGUAAUUCUUGCUGAGAAUGGGUUCUUGCCCUACGAUCUAGUGGGAAUUCGAAUUGGUUGGGAAGACAGAUUUCUCAAUGACCUGGAAGACAGCUAUGGCCAGCAAUGGACCUAUGAGCGCAGAAAGAUUGUGGAGUACACAUGCCACACAGCCUUCUUUGCCAGCAUUGUGAUUGUGCAGUGGACUGACCUCUUAAUCUGCAAGACCAGAAGACUUUCCAUCUUACAGCAGGGAAUGAAAAACCGGGUCCUCACCUUUGGUUUGUUGGAGGAAACUGCUCUGGCAGCAUUCCUGUCCUACUGCCCAGGCAUGGAAGUUGCUGUCAGAAUGUAUCCAUUGAAACCUAUGUGGUGGUUCUGUGCCUUCCCAUAUUCGCUACUCAUUUUCAUAUAUGACGAAGUUAGAAAAUAUAUCCUUAGGCGAAACCCAGGAGGCUGGGUGGAAAGGGAAACAUACUACUAAAGCCAGAAGACUUUCUGUUGGGAACAUGUGGAAGGAGAGAUUGUAUAAUUUAUUAAAUGUCUAAAUGAAUGUCAUUUUAAGAUUUUAAAUGUGACAGUUUAAUAAAAGAGCUGAAUUUA
Messenger RNA from Danio aesculapii, 3264 nucleotides. RefSeq names its product sodium/potassium-transporting ATPase subunit alpha-1-like. The record is from RefSeq and is a predicted model, not a curated record. Gene Ontology annotation, cellular component: membrane. Bases 71 to 3145 code for a protein of 1024 amino acids. The transcript has 22 exons. NCBI's taxonomy places the organism in Eukaryota, Metazoa, Chordata, Actinopteri, Cypriniformes, Danionidae. Gene Ontology annotation, biological process: intracellular potassium ion homeostasis; sodium ion export across plasma membrane; potassium ion import across plasma membrane. Gene Ontology annotation, molecular function: ATP hydrolysis activity; ATP binding; P-type sodium:potassium-exchanging transporter activity.